This is a messenger RNA of Euleptes europaea (tarantolino), 1230 nucleotides long. RefSeq names its product arylacetamide deacetylase-like 4. Lineage: Eukaryota; Metazoa; Chordata; Lepidosauria; Squamata; Sphaerodactylidae. The record is from RefSeq and is a predicted model, not a curated record. Gene Ontology annotation, molecular function: carboxylic ester hydrolase activity. Gene Ontology annotation, cellular component: membrane. The transcript has 4 exons. Bases 1 to 1230 code for a protein of 409 amino acids.
AUGGAGCCAGUGUACACUUUCAUUCUUAUGGUAUUGUAUUUAUUGAUUGCCCCUUUUGCCCUGGUUUUCAUUUGGGCCAUUUACUAUGACCUUUCGACGUCGGAGAUCCCUCCUGGAAUUGACCAGCCUUUGAAGCUCCGAAUCCUACACUGGUUAAUGCUCGUUUCAGCCUCUCUGGGGAAGAUUCUGGAGAACCUCUGCUUCUGUUCCCAAAUUCAUUUCAUCCGCUUCACCCAAGAAGGGAAAAAACUGGGAGAAGAUCCCAAACUCCUGAUUAAGGAUCUAACUUUCGAGGACAUCCCAGUGAGGGUUUAUCAGCCAAGAGAAUCCAAACCGGAACGAAGGAAAGGAGUCGUCUAUUUCCAUGGAGGAGGCUGGAUGUUUGGCAGUAUCAAUUCGUACGACCAUGUUUGUCGGUACAUUGCCAAAGAGAGUGAUUCGGUGCUGGUAUCAGUUGGAUAUAAUCUAGCCCCCGAGCAGAAGUAUCCAUCCCAGUUUCACGACUGCCUGGCCGCCACUGUGCAUUUUUUGAAGCAAGCCGAAGACUACGGGGCGGAUCCUGCUCGCAUUAUCAUCAGCGGGGACAGCGUCGGAGGGAAUUUCGCCGCUUCCGUGUGCCAAGCUUUGGUGAGCCGAGCAGACGUAGUGAAGCCUCUCGCUCAGAUCCUGAUCUAUCCUGGCCUUCAAGCGAUAGACUUCAACCUGCCUUCCUACCAACAGAACCGAGCUGUCCCCAUCUUGUACCGCGAGCAUGUCAUCUGUUCCGCUCUGCAGUACCUCAACAAGGACUUGUCCGUGUUGGACAGCGUCAUGCAAGGGUGUCAUGUUCCGAGCGACAUCAAAACGAGAUUCGGGAAGUGGAUCAGCUCUGAGAACAUCCCGCGAGAAUUCAAGGCCAGAGGAUUCAAGCCGUCAGAGGCCACGUCCUUCUUAGAUGAAGUCUACGAGGUGGUGAAGCAAGCUUUGGAGACCACCUUCUCCCCGCUUAUGGCUGAAGAAGCUGUUAUUUCCCACCUUCCCAAGGCCUGUAUCAUAACUUGUGAAUAUGACGUUCUAAGGGACGACGGGCUCCUUUACAAGAAACGGCUGGAGGACAACGGGGUACCCGUCACUUGGUACCACAUUGAAGACGGAUUCCACGGGGUGAUCAACUUUUUCAAUGGGUUUUUGUCAUUCCCCUCGGGUAAAAAAGGGGUGGACAGCAUUGUCACUUUUAUAAGAAGUUUAUAA